GUCGUGCAGUUAGGUGUUGAUAGAUGGCAAUACAUCGAUGACGUAAAACCGGCACAUGUAGUUUUGCGAUUGUCAAUUGUCAUUCUCUGUGAUAUUACGAUCUGGACACAAGAUCGUGCAGUAUUAAACAUAGCAAUUAAUAAAAAAAAUCGUUGAAAAUGGGUGAAAUGGGGCCUUUGGAGUAUUUCGUUUGUGGUGGUUUCGGUGGAUUUUGUACGGUGAUUGUCGGACACCCUUUGGAUACGAUUAAGGUCCGACUGCAAACUAUGCCCAGACCACAACCGGGACAACCACCAUUAUACAAAGGUACGUUCGACUGCUUCAAAAAGACCGUCCAACUGGAAGGCUUCCGCGGCCUUUACAAGGGAAUGGGCGCCCCCUUGGCCGGCGUGGCCCCAAUUUUCGCCAUAUCAUUCAUGGGUUACGGCGUCGGCAAAAAGGUGUUCUCCGGCUUGGACCAACACAAAUAUCAGCAGUAUUUAUAUGCCGGUGCGUUCUCUGGUAUUUUUACGACGUUAAUCAUGGCACCUGGAGAGAGAAUUAAGUGCCUCUUGCAAAUCCAACAAGGAGUUAACACUCCUAAGGUCUAUGAUGGACCUAUUGAUGUUAUCAGGAAGCUGUACAGGCAAGGAGGUCUUCGCAGUAUUUUUAGGGGAUCUGGAGCCACACUUCUUAGAGACGUACCUGCCAGUGGACUGUACUUCUUGUCCUACGAAGCGGUGAAGGACUACUUCACGAAGGAGGGCGAGUCGCCCACCUUCCUCGUCACAAUUUUGGCCGGCGGUGCCGCCGGUAUUUCCAACUGGUUGAUCGGCAUGCCGGCCGAUGUGCUUAAGAGCCGCCUUCAGACGGCACCCGAGGGAACCUACACGGGCAUCAGGGACGUGUUCAGACAGCUGAUGAGGGAAGAAGGACCAUUGGCAUUGUACAAAGGCAUAACACCGGUACUUUUGAGAGCUUUUCCGGCAAAUGCGGCUUGUUUCGUCGGUUUUGAACUGUGCAAGAAAUUCAUAAACUUCCUGUUCCCGCACAAGGAGCAUUCGGAAUUGUAAGAGGGCUUUUUGUGAUACACAAGACUUGCGUACUGACACGAAUUAUUCAGCUAUACCAACACGUUGGACAAUUUGUUAAAGUUACGAAUUUUGUAGUGAUUUGCCUGUGAAUUGAGAAGCUGUGGUGAAUUUUGAAAAGUGUCCCCCUAUUUUUUGUGUGUUUUUCCAUUGUAAUUGUCUGAUAUAUAUCUUUUUUGUAACGAAUUUAAAUAUAUUUUAUUUUAUUAUAAGUAUUUCUAUGACUUGCAUAUAAUUAAAAUAAUUUUAUAAUUAAAAUCUGGACUUAUGGUUUGAUCUUAUUUAAAAUUUACUACAGAUUAAAACUGCCUAUUGUUACAAAAUGUAUAUGUAUUUUAUAUACUAUAUUUUAUAAAUAUAUAUUUUAUCAUAAUUUUAA
Molecule: messenger RNA, 1449 nt
Organism: Aethina tumida (small hive beetle)
Lineage: Eukaryota; Metazoa; Arthropoda; Insecta; Coleoptera; Nitidulidae
Product: congested-like trachea protein
Exons: 5
Coding region: 159-1052 (297 amino acids)
Biological process (GO): mitochondrial transport; carnitine transmembrane transport
Cellular component (GO): mitochondrial envelope
Molecular function (GO): O-acyl-L-carnitine transmembrane transporter activity
Source: RefSeq, a predicted model, not a curated record